AUGGGAAAGAUAAUGGUAGAAAGUACAACUAGAGUUACGUUACUGUUAAUGGCUACCUUGGCUAUUACUGUUCCAUGCCUCGUCGACGCUAACAUCGGAGAAUUCGAUUAUUAUCUCCGAGGAAAAGCUAAGGAGGCCCGGAGAGUUGCUCUUGAAGCAUAUGAACCAAACCCUUUGAACGUCACUUCAGAGCUCAAUAUGCACGUUCAUCUGUACGUAAGCUCUUCGAUGAAUGAGGCCAACAUGUCCACCAAUACCAGAGGGAGGGACCUGGGGGAGAGGAAACGCAAAGGACAUUGCCUGACUACCAACCCAAUCGACCGAUGCUGGAGAUGCGACAAAGACUGGGAGAAAAAUCGCUUCAAUUUAGCCAAAUGUGCGAUGGGUUUCGGCCGCAAGACCACGGGCGGGCUGGGUGGCAAGAUCUACGUCGUGACAGAUUCUUCCGACGACGACGUAGCUAACCCGAAACCCGGAACUCUGAGGUACGGGGCAAUUCAGAAGGAGCCAUUGUGGAUCAUAUUCGCAUACAGCAUGGUGAUCAAGUUGAAACAGGAGUUGCUGGUGAAUUCCGACAAGACAAUCGACGGACGUGGAGCUAAUGUUCAGAUAAAGAGCGGCGGCGGCCUCACUCUACAAUUCGUCAACAACGUCAUCAUCCACAACCUUCGCAUUCGCAAUAUCAAAGCUAAGAAGGGUGGUCUGGUAAGGGAUGCCCCCGACCAUGUCGGGCUGAGAACUAGAAGCGACGGUGACGCCAUCAGCCUCUUCGGUUCCACCAACGUCUGGAUCGAUCACAUUUCAAUGUCCAACGCCGACGAUGGGCUGGUCGACGCCAUCAUGGGUUCUACCGCCAUUACAAUAUCAAAUUGCCACAUGACCAGGCACAACGACGUGAUGCUGUUUGGAGCCGGAGACGUGUAUAAACAGGACCAGGUGAUGCAGGUAACGGUGGCUUUCAACCACUUCGGGAACGGAUUGAUACAGAGGAUGCCCAGAUGCAGACAUGGAUGGUUCCAUGUGGUGAACAACGACUACCAUAACUGGAUAAUGUACGCCAUCGGAGGAACGGCGAAUCCGACCAUACUCAGCCAAGGAAACCGAUUCAGUGCUCCGAACAACGUAGCAGCGAAGCAGGUUACCAACAGAGUGAGUGCGCCAGAAUCGGAGUGGCAAAACUGGCCGUGGCAGUCGGAGAAUGACGAGUUUGUAAACGGAGCUUUUUUCGUACCAUCGGGAAAACCUAUAACCACAUCUAUAACCCAGAGGGAGGAUUUGAUACCACCCAGACCAGGGAUCGAAGCUCCCGAACUUGCUCGCUUUUCGGGUCAGAUCAAGUGCAAGGUCGGCAAGCCUUGUUAG
Neltuma alba is the source of this 1362-nucleotide messenger RNA. RefSeq names its product pectate lyase-like. The record is from RefSeq and is a predicted model, not a curated record. The coding region runs from base 1 to 1362 and encodes 453 amino acids. Gene Ontology annotation, molecular function: pectate lyase activity. NCBI's taxonomy places the organism in Eukaryota, Viridiplantae, Streptophyta, Magnoliopsida, Fabales, Fabaceae. The transcript is spliced from 3 exons.